CAGGGGGUCCCAGGGGCUCCCGGGGGGCUCCGGGGAUCCCCCCGGGAGGCCCCGGGGCCGCCAUGGCGGGGGCGGCGGCGCUGCAGGUGCUCCGCCAGGGCGUUUGGGCCUCGCUGACCGGCGGCUGCUUCCUGGACCCGCAGCUCGGCGCCUUCGCCAACUGCGUCCGGCUCUACGUGUGGCUGUUCCUGCUCGGGCUGCCCCUCGGGCUCUACUCGGCGCUGCCGCCCACCCCCGCUGUGGCCGCUCUGUACUGCGGGGUCGUGGCCGCGUUUUUCGGGGCUGUCAAGGCCGUGACCUUCCGGCUCCACGCGCAGCUCGACCGGGGGGACACCCAGGGUGACCCCGAGGGGGGGGCGGCCGCUCUGCUGCCCCCCCGCAGCCCUGAGGAGGGGGACGGGCCUCCCGGACUCCCUGGGGGGGGUCUGGAGCUCUCGGUGCUCCGGUGGCCGCGUGCGACCCCCCCCCAGCUCUGCGGCUUCAACCAGCUCUCGGAGUUGCUACCACAGCUGGACAUGGACAACAUGGGGGGUGAGCAGCCCUGGGACCCGCCCUGGGCCUCGGGCCCUCUCCGGGAUGUGUCCCUCCCCCAACUAAAGCCCCCUGUGCCCCCCUCCCCCCCAGAGCUCCGGAGCAGCACCAGCGGCAUCGUCACCGCUGCCGACCGGGAGCAUCUGUGCUGCGGCCCCCCCGCGGUGGGGGGGCACCCCGCCCCAGACAGCCCCCUGGCAGCUGGCGCAGAGGGGGAGGUCCUGCCUGGCAACCCCCCUGCAACACCCCCCCAGGAUGAGGGUCCCAGCAGCCUAUGCAUGGCCCUGAGCCCCCACCAGUCCCCCGGGAAGACCCCAGCCACCAGGGACUCUCCUCAGGGGGUGAGAGGGGGGCCCUGA
Molecule: messenger RNA, 890 nt
Organism: Empidonax traillii (willow flycatcher)
Lineage: Eukaryota; Metazoa; Chordata; Aves; Passeriformes; Tyrannidae
Product: pecanex-like protein 3
Exons: 6
Coding region: 63-890 (275 amino acids)
Source: RefSeq, a predicted model, not a curated record